Messenger RNA from Suillus paluster, 2787 nucleotides. RefSeq names its product argonaute-like protein. Gene Ontology annotation, molecular function: protein binding; RNA binding. The transcript has 20 exons. NCBI's taxonomy places the organism in Eukaryota, Fungi, Basidiomycota, Agaricomycetes, Boletales, Suillaceae. The record is from RefSeq and is a predicted model, not a curated record. Bases 1 to 2787 code for a protein of 928 amino acids.
AUGCCACCUCGCGCAGCUCCAGGACAGACUCGUGGAGGCGGUGGCGGCGGCGGCGGCGCUAGAGGUGGUCGUGGCGGUGGUCGCGGCGGCCCUCGUGGUGGACCACCUCCUCGCGGCGGCCCAGGUGGGGGAGCAGCAUCUCCUCGCAUUGGCCCCGCCGCUCUGCCUGGAACCCAUGUUCAGGCCGUGGGCGUAAAACGACCUGGAUAUGGAACGGCAGGCAGAGCAGUGUCUGUUUUCUCCAACUUCUUCAAGAUUAGUUUGCCUGAGAGUAUCAUUUAUCACUACGACGUGAUCUCCCCCGAUGAGAAGGUCCUGCCGGCGCGCCUCAAUAUGGAGUUAAUCCACCACCUCCAGACUAUCGAUGCUGUCGAUGUAUUUACCCCUCGUGCUGUUUACGACGGGCGAAAAAACCUCUUCGCUCCCAGAGAACUGCCUUUUGGCCCGCAGAACAGCCAAUCGUUUGACGUGUGCCUCUCCGACGAUCCCAAUCGCGGAAGCCCAGGGGAAAACACGGGAGGCCGAGGUCCUAAGGUGUAUAAAAUCAAGCUAACCAAAGUCGCCCAAAUCAACCCAGAAGUGCUGCAACGUUUUAUUCAAGGUCAACAAUCUCAUGAUAACAAUGUUUUAACCGCCUUGACAGCAUUGAAUGUCGUUGUCCGUAUGGAACCUACAAUGAAGUACCCCUUCAAUGUUCGAUCUUUCUUCACCGAUCGGGAGACGAAGGACAUCGGUUCAGGUCUUGUCCUGUGGCGUGGCUAUUUUCAGUCUGUGAGGCCCGCAAUUGGACAACUCCUCAUCAACGUCGAUAUCUCGACUGGAACAAUGUACAAGGCCGGACCGUUGAUGGAUCUCUGUCUUGAGUUCUUCGGUAGACCUGGACAACACGCGCUGCUUAGCCCGCGAAACGGCCUGCCAGAUCGUGAGCGAAUUCGUUUACAACGCUUUGUUUCAGGCAUCCGGGUCAAAUCGACAUAUGCUGGUGAAAACAAGACCCCUCGCGUCGUCAAAAAGUUGAGCAGCGCAGGGGCUGCGGAUCUAAGUUUCACCUUGCGGGAUGGAACCAGCAGGACCGUCGCUCAGUAUUUCCAGACGAUCCUCAACCGUCCUUUGAGGUUCCCAAACAAUCUUUGCAUUGAGGUUGGCAGCGGCGCCUUGAUCCCUCUGGAACUAUGCACGGUUCCACCAGGUCAAAUCAUGCGGAAGCAGGUACCGCCAGAGAAAACGAAGGACGUCCUGGAUUUUGCUACAAAGCGACCUAGUGACCGCCUCGCAAGCAUCACGAACGGUCUUUCGGUCCUUCAAUAUGGCCAGUCGGAAUACGUGCGCCAGUUCGGCAUGCACGUCGAAGAUACCGCAGGACCGCUCACAGUAACAGCCCGCGUUUUGCAACCGCCCAAAUUGAAGUAUGGUGUGGGUAGCGCGCAGCCAACCAUCACACCGAGUAACGGCGCGUGGAACAUGAUCGAUAAACGCUUCUUCCGACCUGCGUCCAUUGACAGAUGGAUUGUGGUCGUCUAUGAGAGGCAACAGCGUUUCAACCCACAGGCUGCCCAAGACAUGAUCGACGGCAUGCUGAGGAGCUUCAAGGACGUCGGUAUCCGUGUCACCGACGACAAGCCGAUGGUUAGCUGGCAAAACGGUCAAGGCCGAAUUGCGGACCAAUUGCGUGCCGCUGGCACUGAGUGUUUCACAAAGACGAAACAGCGCCCGCAGCUCAUUGUCGUGGUUCUGCCGGAGAAUGGCAAUGAUAUUUACACUGCAGUUAAACAUUUUGGAGAUGUUACAGUCGGUGUCGCCACUCAGUGCCUUAAGAGCCAGAAAUGUUUCCGCGCCAAACCUCAGUAUUACGCAAAUGUUUGUUUGAAGGUCAAUGUUAAGCUGGGUGGGAUCAACACUAUCCCCGAUCCCUCGUCGGUAACUGUGCUUACUGACCCUCGUCAACCUACCAUUGUAAUGGGCGCCGACGUGAUCCACCCUGCACCCGGCUCUGACGGCCGUCCCUCAUUUACCGCACUUGUCGGUAAUGUUGAUUCCGACACCGCCAAAUACAUUGCCACCAGUCGCGUCCAAGCAUCUCGCGUUGAGAUUAUCGAGGACCUUCAAGACAUGGCGAAGCACGUCCUCACAAUGUAUAUGAAGUACCGCCAGUUUGCGGAGAAGAAGACGGGCAAUCUUGCCCCUACACGUCUGAUCUUUUACAGAGAUGGUGUUUCUGAGGGACAGUUCAAGCAAGUUCUCGAUUCCGAACUUCAAUCCAUCAAAGAUGCUUGCGCCGAGUUGAAGAUUAAUCCCAAGAUCACUAUCAUCAUCGUCGCGAAGCGGCAUCAUGUUCGCUUCUUCCCCAGUGGCUCUGGGCCCAGCGAACAAGAUAAGAGUGGAAACUGCCUUGCGGGCACUGUGGUGGAUCAAGUUGUUGCUCACCCUACCGAAUUCGACUGGUACCUUCAGAGCCAUGGUGGUCUUCUCGGCACGAGUCGUCCCGCCCAUUACAAUGUCCUCUAUGACGAGAAUAACUUCACCGCCGAUGGCCUCCAAUCCCUCUCAUUUGCUUUGUGCCAUGUAUAUGCACGGUCAACACGAUCUGUAUCGAUCCCGGCUCCUGUUUACUAUGCGGACAUUGUUUGCUCCCGCGCGAAGAACCACUACGACCCCCAGGGGAACGUCGAUUUCUCUGAUUCUGCGACGCAGCUCGAUACUACUCAAGCCGAGGGUACCCUCGAAGCUUACAAGCGUGGGUUCAAGCCUUUGCAUGCCAACAUGGCGAGCUUGAUGUAUUUCUCUUGA